AUGACAUCCGCAUCGAAGCUGUCCACAUCAUUUCAUCCUUGGCAUACGGUUCGGAAACAGCGCUAUCCGGUCUACUCCGUGCCAACGCCCACCAAGAGGUCGUUCGUGCACUCGACGAGUCCGCAUGCGUUAGGCACACCUCAAUUGAAGGCGGCACUUUCAGGCGGCCUACGUGUGCUUGCGAGCUCGAUGGCCGAUGUCGUGGGUCCUUCACAGGGACCUAUGGGCAUGUAUACAUCAGAACAUCGCGCGGAAGCCAAGGUCGCACUCAGCUUUCUCUUCGAAUAUGAAUGUCUUGACGUUUACCUCCCCCUACUCGAAGAUUCCUCUCUAUAA
Molecule: messenger RNA, 336 nt
Organism: Pisolithus orientalis
Lineage: Eukaryota; Fungi; Basidiomycota; Agaricomycetes; Boletales; Pisolithaceae
Exons: 3
Coding region: 1-336 (111 amino acids)
Source: RefSeq, a predicted model, not a curated record